Molecule: messenger RNA, 2250 nt
Organism: Pipistrellus kuhlii (Kuhl's pipistrelle)
Lineage: Eukaryota; Metazoa; Chordata; Mammalia; Chiroptera; Vespertilionidae
Gene: GPRC5B
Product: G protein-coupled receptor class C group 5 member B
Exons: 3
Coding region: 22-1173 (383 amino acids)
Biological process (GO): G protein-coupled receptor signaling pathway
Cellular component (GO): plasma membrane; intracellular membrane-bounded organelle; signaling receptor complex
Molecular function (GO): protein kinase binding; G protein-coupled receptor activity; protein kinase activator activity
Source: RefSeq, a predicted model, not a curated record
UCAGACGCGGUGCCGGAGAGGAUGGGAGCGCGCGGGGCGCCGGCCCUGCUCCUGCUGUGUGCGGCGGCCACGGGGGCCACGGAGAACGCCAGCACGACCCGCGGCUGCGGGCUGGGCCUCCUCCCGCAGUACGUGUCCCUGUGCGACCUGGACUCCAUCUGGGGCAUCGUGGUGGAGGCGGCGGCCGGCGCGGGCGCCCUGAUCACGCUGCUGCUGCUGCUCAUCCUGCUGGUGCGGCUGCCCUUCAUCACGGAGCCGGAGAAGCGGGAGCCGCUGGGCCUGCACUUUCUCUUCCUGCUGGGCACGCUGGGCCUGUUCGGCCUCUCCUUCGCCUUCGUCAUCCGCGAGGGCGAGGCGGUGUGCGCGGCGCGCCGCUUCCUGUGGGGCGUGCUGUUCGCGCUCUGCUUCGCCUGCCUGGCGGCGCAGGCCUGGCGCGUGCGGGCGCUGGGGCGGCGCGGCCGCGGCCCGCCGGGCCCGCAGCUGCUGGGCGCCGCGCUCGGCCUGACACUCGUGCAGGUGGUCAUCGCGGCCGAGUGGCUGGUGCUGACGGUGCUGCGCGCCGCGCGGCCGGCCUGCGCCUACGAGCCCGCCGACUUCGCGCUGGCGCUGGGCUACGCCGCGGCGCUGCUGGCGGCCGCGCUGGCGCUGGCGCUGCGGGCGCUGUGCGGCGGGGCUGGGCGCUGGCGGCGGCGCGCGGCCGGCCUGCUGCUCACCGCCACGCUCGCCGCGCUCGUCUGGGCCGCCUGGCUCGCCAUGUACCUGUACGGCAACGCGCGGCUGCGGCCCAGCGGCGCCUGGCGCGACCCCAGCCAGGCCGUGGCGCUGGUGGCCAGCGGCUGGGUGUUCGUGCUGUGCCACGCCGUCCCCGAGGUGCGCUGCGCGCUGCUGCCCGCGCCGCGCCGCCCCGCGCCCGACCUCUUCGCCGCGCCGCCCCGGGCGUGCGAGCCGGCGCUGGAGGAGGACGCGCCGCCCUGCCUGGACAACAAGGCCUUCGCCUUGGAGGAGCCCGGCGCAGCUCUCCGGACAGCAGGGUUCCGCAACAGCAGUUUGGGAAGCAGACCCAGCGCUCCGUUUAGAAGCAAUGUGUACCAGCCGACUGAGAUGGCUGUGGUGCUGAAUGGCGGGACUAUCCCAACUGCACCACCGAGUUACACGGGAAGACACCUCUGGUGAGAGCCGCAGGCGACCUCUGAGGGCUCACCCGCUGUCUCUGGAGGAGUCAGGCACCUCCGGCCGGAGCUCUGGAACCCCAGGCCAGGGCCAGUGUACUGUGAGCCCGCUGCCCGGGAGGCUGUCCUCCCUCACCGCCCCUGCAGCGAAGCUAGCUGCCUGUAGUGUUAGCUCCUCACAAGCAGCAGCAAGCCCGUGCUCCUCCGGGGGCUGGGGCACCACGGCCCGCGGCCUCCUGGAGGUGGCGCCCAUGGGGGGCCCACGGGGCUUCCGCCUGCACUUUCGGGGUCAGGAGCAGUUCGGGAGGCUGUGGGUGUGAGUCAAAGGAGAGGCCUGGAGGUGUGUCAGGUGCCGAAGGGGUGCGGUCUGGGAGCGGGGUGACCAUGGCAGUCAGAAAGUGGCCAUCUGCCACUGCGUUUUCCGGGCCCGAACCCCUGUCCCAGGCAGAGAAGCGAGGCGCUCCCUACCUGGCCUCAUUCAUUUCAAAGGCUGGCCUGGGGCCUCCAGCUUGAAGCCCGGGGGCAGGGCGGUGGAGGGUGGCACUGCUGCUUGGCAUGUGGCGAGCUGGGUGCAGCAUGGAGCUUUCUGCAGGUGCGGGGAGUGGUGCAUCACUAACUUGGUGCCUGCAAGGUCCAUGCAAAUGGUUCAAGCCCUCCAAGCCCAUUGCCUGUCGUGGCUCCCACCUGUCCCCAGCAAUUCCCCCUCCCUCUACCACCCUCCCCCCCCCCCCCCCAAUUCCAAGGGCUCAGCACCAGUCCUCACUGCACUGCUAACAAUUCUCAGUGAGUCUCAGCUGGCGGCUUGGGGCAGUAACUUGAACCUUUAGAAAACUGGGAAAGGUUAGUAUUUGGUGAGGGGAACUGGCCUCUCAUAACCAAUGUGUCUGAGCUGUGUGUGUUUUAAUGAACCUGACUUUUCUCAAGGCUAGUCUCUGCUGCCCACGCCCAGCCCAGGGUCCGGCCGUUCUCAGGACCCCACCCCAGCCCUGUGGCAGGAGCAGCAGGGGCAGUGGGAACUGGGGGUGGGGUGGGUUAGGGGGAGGGAAGGGGCAGUUGCACACAGACCCAGAAUUCUCAAAAU